CCUUUUUUUCCGUCCCAGUGAAUUUGGAGCAGCUUUGCUUUACAUUUGAUCCCCGUCGUUGUUGGUGUAGCUCGCUCUCUCCCGCAGAGCCGCUCCGGCCCGCUUGAGGCUUCCUCAGGUGUUACAGCCCGCGGGGUGCGGAUCCGGGCCGAGCCAGAGGAGCGCGGCGGGGGCAGCACCAUGCCUGCCACCUUCUCCGGGCGCUGCCUGGUGUGCCUGCUGCUGCUCUUCUGCACCAGCUUCUCGGGCGGGAACCCUGCAGAUCCAGCUAUGACAAUGCAAGAUUCCAAUCAGACUCAGGUGAAUUCCGUAACUAAGAUGCAAGCUGGACAUGACUCAUCUGGUCCUGAUGCUGCCACACAACAGCUCAAGCCAGCAAGCAAGCAGAACACUGAUAUCUCAGAGUAUGAGAUCGUCAUACCUGGUGUGUCUGAAAAAAAUAUCACUUUGGCCAAUCCAACUAAAGUUGAACUUACAUGCAAAUUAGAUGAGAAUUCCAAUUUGAAAAAUCCUCAAGUGACUUGGAAAAGGGGAAGUGAAACAAUCAGUCACACCACUAAAACCCAGAACAGCUGGACCAUUGAAUUGACCAUCUCCGGGAGCCGUGAGCUGGGAAGUUACACUUGUAUUCUGAAGGCUGAAAAAGAAGUCAGUGCUACGUUUCAUUUGCACGUACCAAAUAUUGAUGGAAGAGAAAAACCCAUAAUCUCUUAUGAAGGAGAUAGAGCUGUAAUGGUUUGUAAAACUGAGUAUAAUCCCAAGGCUUGGACCUGGUAUAUGACCAAUGGAACGGAGCUGGUUCCCAUUGAUAAGGUUUUCCCUAUGGACAAGUUUCAAAUUAAGAUUCCAUCUGUCAGUCUAAACCGUUUGGAGAUAGUCAAGCUCACCAAGGAAGAUUGUGGUGUAUAUUGGUGUGAAGCUGUUUUUGAAUUAGGGCCCAGUAAAUCGAGGUUUGAACUUAGAGUUCUGUCCAUCACAGCACCUCUCAAACCCUUUAUAGCAGUUGUGGCUGAAGUUGCUAUUCUUGUAACUACUAUUGUCCUCUAUGAGGUGUAUUCGAAAAGUAAAGCAAAAGGAGGUGAAAAAGAGUUUGACCAAAUUGAGGAACUAAAGUCAGAAGACAGCAUAACUGGGAGACGCAAGUAGUUCUACACAGUGAGGGAAGGUUCCUUUAAAGGAGAUUUAAGGCAAUAGAAGUGGAAAUCAUCACAAAGCUAUAGAAGAUGUAUGCAGCUACUUAAAUAUUCACUUAUGUUUUGAAAUAAAGUCCUCUACAUCUGAGAAAUAAGAUGCUUUUAAAAUAGCUCUGAAACUACUCAUUUUAUACAGAUGAUAAUAUGAUAUAUUGUUUAUCUGUAACAUUUUACUACUAGCAGGAUGUUUUUUAUGUGAUUAGGCUUACUGUUGGUUUAUGAUUGAGCUGUUUGAUUUUUAUCUCCCAAAUUGAAACUAGUGUUAUAUUCACUGAAAAAAUGGUUAAUAUUGAGUGGUCAUAUUAUCUAAGUGUUAUAAAACUGGAUACAUAUGAUCAAAAAAGUAUUUCCACCAAAGAAAAUGCCUUUUACUAGCUGAUGAAGCAAAAGUAAUGCAGCUGUUUCUACCAAAGAAAUGGUGAAAGGGGAAUCUUUAUCAGGACUUAAAUGAAACAUUAAGAGAGUUGUGAUUUAUUCUGAAUAGUAAAUUGUCUUCAUUCUAACUUUUCUUAGCUUAAUUCUUAGUUCAACUAUAUUGUAGUCCUUAGUAGGCUAAACAUUUAGCUACCAUACAGCUCAGAUAUUUCAGAGUAGAUGAAAGAAGUAUUGGGGAUACGGUACCUUCUCAGACUAAAACUGCAAUAAUUUCUUACGCUUGAAAAAAUUACUGCACACUCUGGGGCUGCAAAACCAGUUUGGUUAUUAUAAUCUAUAUGGAGUGCUGAAUUUUCAGGAAUAUACCUAUAUAUGCUUCUGAUUAUACAUACUGUCUAAUUGGUACUUCUGCUUCUUUCAGCAAAUUGUUGUUUCUUCCACUCUGUGCUUUGCAAGGAGUUUAUCUUGAUCAGCUAAAAUUUUCAGGGCAAUAGGAUGAAGCAGCAUUGAACACCACUACUACUCUUACACAAAAAAUUUAACACUGCUGUUAAUGACUUACAGUAUUGCUUUUGAAGAGUGAGUUGCCAUAACACUGUUUAGUUACAUUAUGCAUUCAGCAAUUGAAAAUGUUUAGCUAAUAAGAAAACAAUUGGUUUUGUCAUUUGCCUUUGCUUGAAAUAAUUAAAGCUUCAAUUUUGAGAGGAAGAAGUAAAAUCUUCAGAAAAAUACCUUUUCUCCAUAAAAUGUAAGGAAAAAGGCAGCAUUUGCAGACUCCAUAAGAAAGUGAAAGAAGAAAAAAAAUACAUGGAACUUCUUGGUACUGGUCAUUUUUCUUUUGAACAUAAAGGAAGGUAAAAAUAAAUAGAUAAAACAGAUUGAAUUUCCUUCCUUAAUUUUUUUCUAUUUUACUGUUCUUAUGGGUUUGAAAAAUACCAGAAAUCCUAGCCUUAGCUGCUUUGUUGGAAAUGGGAGAUAAAAUCCAGUCUGAUGUAUGCUUUUUUUGGUUUCCAUAAUUCAUUUUCCAGUUUGAAGAACUACAAGUUAAGGUCCAAAUAAGACACAAUGAUAAAUAUAUAAAAGCAUUGGGUGAUUGACUGUAAGGAGUGAACACUGAUAAAGGUUCCUCUUGCUUAGAUACUUUAUUUAUUGUAUUUUGCCUUGGAGUUUCUAUGCACUAUUAAAACCAGAAUACAUCUACA
Vidua macroura (Pin-tailed whydah) is the source of this 2770-nucleotide messenger RNA. It is a transcript of the gene EMB, whose product is annotated as embigin. The transcript is spliced from 10 exons. Gene Ontology annotation, biological process: axon guidance; dendrite self-avoidance; homophilic cell-cell adhesion. Gene Ontology annotation, cellular component: plasma membrane; axon. Gene Ontology annotation, molecular function: cell-cell adhesion mediator activity. The record is from RefSeq and is a predicted model, not a curated record. The coding region runs from base 181 to 1146 and encodes 321 amino acids. NCBI's taxonomy places the organism in Eukaryota, Metazoa, Chordata, Aves, Passeriformes, Viduidae.